Messenger RNA from Hypoxylon trugodes, 4876 nucleotides. RefSeq lists its product as uncharacterized. The transcript has 2 exons. Gene Ontology annotation, molecular function: DNA binding. The record is from RefSeq and is a predicted model, not a curated record. Lineage: Eukaryota; Fungi; Ascomycota; Sordariomycetes; Xylariales; Hypoxylaceae. The coding region runs from base 326 to 4327 and encodes 1333 amino acids.
CGUGAAUCGUCGUUAGUUCAUCGCAUUUCAUUCUACAAUGCACGUUUGCGAUGACGACCACAUUUCGCUCUUUCACGUUGCCAUUUCCAUCCGGUUACAAAGCUGGUCAAUCGGCCACGGCCUUUCUCCAAUUUAAGAAUACUAGAACCUAUGUGUUAUUAGGUUCUCCUUCGCAAAUGUUCUAGACGCGAUCGUUUUGUGUGAGGCGCGUCGGUGGUGGAUGUGAUUAUCUUCAUGACGGGAGCCCCGCUGUCGCCCCAACACUUCACCCAGCACAUCGAAAUCGUCGCACUACCAGCUUUAGGGGUACAUCACAAUCGCGAAAAUGCCGACCGCUUUACAUCCCCAAGCCAAGUUCGACCCGAUCCCUCCCGACUUAGACCUUCACGCUCUCGUCGAUCGCUCCCCAAACUUCGACUGGGUGGUGCGCAUCUCUACCGCUCAGAUCAGACGCCUCGGUCCUUCGGGUUUCGAAAAGUUGGUACAGUUGCACGUAAUUGAAGGAGGUCGGCCGUUAGUAAUAGAAGGAUGGAACAAAGUUCUCCCCGAGGAUUUAUUCAGUGCGGCUUGGUUGGAGAAGACGUAUGACAAGAAACAGGAAAAUGUUCGUGACAUAAAUGCGAAAUCCGACAUUCCAAUGACUACUGGUCAUUACUUGCGAUCGAUGCGGCAGUUGACAAAUCAAUGGUCCUCUACUAAUUUCCGCGACGAACGCCGACAACGUCUCUACUUGAAGGACAUAGACUGUCCCCCUGAAUGGUACGACCAUUUAAAGAGGGUCAUCCCGCCGAACGUCUUCUAUAUGAACGAGAACGUUAGCGAGAACCCAAGUGCCGACGCACGAAAUGACGAUAUCUUCGGAGCGCCAGAAAAGACCGCUGCUGUGGCGGGUGACUUGAUGAGUAGUCUCCCGGAAGAGAUGCGCGCCCAAAAUCUCAUGUGCUACAUAGGCCAUGAAGGAACAUAUACCCCUGCGCAUCGAGAAAUGUGUGCAAGUUUGGGUCAAAACAUUAUGGUCGAAGCCUCAGGUGACCAACAUGGGGAAAAGCCUGGUAGUUCAAUCUGGUUUAUGACCGAGACUAAAGAUCGUGAAGUUAUACGGGAAUAUUUUUUGUCGAUGCUUGGUCACGAUAUCGAGAUUGAGAAACAUUUCGCACAAAUCAACGCCUGGAAGAAGGCCAAUUUCCCAGUUUAUAUCGUCGAACAAAAAGUCGGCGACUUCAUUUUAAUACCACCUUUAGCGCCCCACCAAGUCUGGAAUCGCGGAACGAGAACCAUGAAAGUGGCGUGGAAUAGGACAACAGUUGAAACCCUUAAUUUAGCCCUUCAUGAAGCUCUACCAAAGGCGCGACUUGUUUGCCGAGAUGAACAAUACAAAAACAAGGCCAUCGUUUAUUACACUCUGGAAAAGUAUUACAAGGAACUUCAAGCACCUGAAGAUACUUCCGAAGUUGGUUGGUUGGGUCUUGGCCAAGAACUCAUCCAAAACCCAGCACGCAUGAAACAGAUGGCCAACGAUUUCAGACGUUUAUUUGGGCUCUUCACUGAGAUCCUCAUUGAUGAGAUGUUUGGGUAUAAGCAAGCAAACGUCGAGCAUAUUCCAUUCGACUCGAACAUCACAUGCUCAUAUUGCCGAUCCAACAUUUUUAAUCGCUUUUUGACCUGCAAGUGUUGCGUCCGGCUUCUCAUUAACGGGGACGAAGAUACUUACGAUAUCUGCAUGGAAUGCUAUGCAAUGGGCCGUUCGUGUGUUUGCAUCUCUGGCCUUCAAUGGUGCGAACAAUGGGAUUUGUCCGACCUCGUUGAGAAACAUGAGACUUGGCGAGCGAUGGUGAUUCAACAAGACGGGUUUGUCGAUGUUGAUUUCUCUCCUCAACCUAUUGAAAUUGCGCGCAGGAAGACGGGCAAGAAAUCCGUGGCCCAAAUUUGCCAAGAGCAAUUACGAAAACGACCUUGGAACGAUAUCACCAAGCCGCCUGAACCCCCAGCUGAAGAAUCCGAACCUGAAGUUGACGAUGAAGGACGCAUCAAGAAAAAGUCGAAAUCAAAACGAAAAACGAAGAAGGGUGAUGUUUAUCGCUGCCACGUAUGUUGCCAUAAGGAGUACACAUACAAACUAAAUUUCUGCACAAUAUGUCCGAAUGCUUAUUGCUAUGGCGUCUUAUGGCGGGCAUUUGAUAUGAUGCCGCAGGCAGCAAUGGAGGAAGAGAACUGGCAAUGUCCUAGGUGUCUCAAUAUUUGCAAUUGCGGGUCAUGUAGGCAAAGCGGCAAUACAACCCCUUACGUCCCCAAGAAUACCCUCCUUGGGCAUGAUACGCGUCCCAUUGCAGAUGAUCGUAGCGUCGAGUCAAUCGUCGAUUUCCGACAACACAAUCUCAGUUGGCUCAAAGCCGCAGGGGAGGAGAAUCGAAGUAAGGACACGAGGCGGAUGCAACGACUGAAACAACAGGCAGAUGCAGAGAAGGCUAAAGAUCCACUGGUAUCACUAGCAGCCGCGGACGAUGCGCCCCAUGAGAUGGACUCUGCCCUUCAGGAUUCAAUUAUGAAUGGCUAUGGGGAUCAAAGCCACAUUUUGGGUCACCCUCAUGCUCCUACAAACGACCACGAGAACGGCCACGAGAACGGCCACGUACCCAUGGAAAAUGGACCAGACGAAGAGGCUGGGCCGGCUAAUGGCACUGAGAACGAGAAUAUUGACGCGUCUCUUCUUCAGGACGGCGAAGGGGAGUCGGCCUAUCCAGACCCGUCUCGUUACCCUGAUCCAUCAGUAGUGAGCCGCGAACGAAUGAUGGGGAUGGGAUUCUACGAUCAAGACGAGAGUACCGAUAAAAUCUUGUUCGAUCCUUUCCAAAUGCCAUCUGCCGAUGCUCUCAACAACGAACCGGAAAUGUCCGAGUUCGUUAAGAAGACGCUCCGGCUCGCAAAAAGGAAGGCUCGGCUCGAGAUUAACGAUGAUCCCGAUUUCAGAGGCCCUAGAAGUCAACCGCGCAAGAAACCGAAGACCGGAAAUAUCGACCAACUCGUCAACUUGGACCCAGCAUUACUGGGUGCUCUUAGCAAUGAUAUCUCUACGCCGACUAGAGCAACUGCUCCUAGUGGCCCUGGUGAAGAACCCGCCGAAACUAACGCAGAUGCGCAACCGGGGGAGACUUCGGAAGCAAACCCCCCUCCCAAACCGGCGAGACGCAUCCUCCCUAUUGAUCCUCUUAGACCUACCUUACGACACGCCAAACCCAUAGCGUCAUAUGUCGAAGCCGAGGAGCCUGCUGAAGACCCAAAUGAUAGUGUCCUUAUUAAAUCUCUAAGAAAACCGGGACCAGAAAAUCAGAAUGGUGUACCAGGCACAAAACUAAACCCUGUGGAUUUGGCGGUGGAUGCGAUUCGAGCCUUGACGCAAAUUCCUAGUAUCGAAACCGAGGACCCGGCCGUUGCCCCUAAGAGUACCCCACGGCCGGGUGCUAAAAGGCGAGGCCGACCGCCCCGAAACUCUACUGGCACACCUAAUGCACCUUCCAUAGGUAAAAAGCGGGGCCGACCGCCGAAAUCUACACUUCCGACCGAAAACAACGAUGAUAGCAUUGUAGUGGAUGCUGAAGAUGCCGACAAUUCUCGAAAUGAGGACGACUCUACGGUACGCGAACUUGAAGUUCAGCUUGCACAAGAAUUGGGCGACGAGAAUAACGAUGAGGCACCACCCAAAUCAACAUCGACCCCAUCUCGCGGUGGUUCAGCAAAGAAGAGAGGUCGACCGCCCGGAAGACCACGUGCGCAGCAAUCACCCGCGACACCUAAUCCCGACGAUUUAGCACCACCUCCAGAUGUACGUUUCAUGUCUAUGAGGGAGAGAGCAGCCUUACGUGGCAGGAAAAUCAAGAUAGGCUCUCGCGGCACAAGAAAUGGCGCAGCAGGAAGUUCUGCAACGAACUCGGCAAAACAAACACCCGUAGUUAAAGCUACACGCGAUGCAGCGGAUACACCCAUGCCAGACUUCAACGACAUCGAGGAGACUGCUAAACUCAGCUCCAAACGGGGUCGUAAGGAGUUAGUUGACCACGAUUUUAAUGGUGCCGUGGUUGAGGACUCAUCUUCGGACAGCUCUAUAACGGAACCUGAAAUUCCAGAGCGACGACAAUCCGGUAGGAAAUCGGGAGGUCCGACGGUUGUGAGACUAUCAGUUUCGGAUGAUGAUGAUAGUGUGAGCGACUCGGAUUCAGACGAUAAUGAUGACGAUGAUGGUGGGUCGGCUAGGAAACGAUAUCUUGCAACACGCGGUCGAGGAAGAGGGAGAGGUAGGGGAAGGGGUGGUAGGCCACGAGGUCGUGUCUAAUUAGACGGCCCAGGAACGAUGUGUAUAAUCCGACAUGACAGUCGGGAAAGGUUUCCCCAUCGGCACUAAUAUUUUCCAUUUCGCGUAUAACCAUGGCAUUGGGUUAUGUGAACCUGGGUUUGGCUUGCGCUUUCGCUCUGCCAUACGGCGUUACUUCACAGGGGUUAUCGCAUUAUACCAAUUGAACUGCUAUUUUUUGCGCCUACAAUACCUAGGUAUUCUACAAUAUCUCGUGGCUAGAUAAGAUAGUGCUAGCAAAAUAUUCAUGAACUAGGUACCUAAAUGAUUUUGUGUGACAGAAAAUGGUAGCACUCGGACCGAGCUGUCUUGAACCUUCCCGCCUAGGAAUAUUGGAGGCGACAUUCAUUAUAGCCACCAAUGAAUAGGUGCUACGAUUUUCAUAGGCAACGUAAUUACUCCGUUAAAUUCUAGGUCUUCGUACUUUCGAGAAGGUAUCAUGUCCAUUUCCGGAUUUUGCCCCCUGUGUCAUGGACCCAAUUGGCGAUUCAUCGCCAGACUAUUGCACAAAUCUCCGAAACGCCAACCCGU